Bufo bufo (common toad) is the source of this 655-nucleotide messenger RNA. It is a transcript of the gene RPS10, whose product is annotated as ribosomal protein S10. The record is from RefSeq and is a predicted model, not a curated record. The transcript is spliced from 6 exons. Gene Ontology annotation, cellular component: cytosolic small ribosomal subunit. Lineage: Eukaryota; Metazoa; Chordata; Amphibia; Anura; Bufonidae. Gene Ontology annotation, molecular function: structural constituent of ribosome; RNA binding. Bases 108 to 608 code for a protein of 166 amino acids.
GGCACUAACGAGGACACCACAGCUGGGGUCCUCCCCGUUGAAAGAAGUAGGUGCGUUCUGCGCAUGCUCCUUCCUUUCCUGUUCAGGCCUCCGAGAAAGCUGCAGAGAUGCUGAUGCCCAAGAAAGAUCGCAUUGCCAUCUACGAGCUCCUUUUUAAGGAGGGCGUUAUGGUGGCCAAGAAAGAUGUACAUAUGCCAAAGCAUCCGGAACUAGCUGACAAGAACGUGCCCAACCUCCACGUCAUGAAGGCCAUGCAGUCUCUGAAGUCCCGUGGCUACGUCAAGGAGCAGUUUGCCUGGCGUCACUUCUACUGGUAUCUUACAAACGAAGGCAUCCAGUAUCUGCGGGAUUUCCUGCACCUGCCCCCAGAGAUCGUCCCUGCUACUCUGAGGAGGAGUCGUCCAGAGACUGGCAGACCACGACCCAAAGGUUUGGAGGGUGAGCGCCCUGCCCGCUUGUCCCGAGGAGAGACGGACAGAGACACCUACAGACGCAGCGCUGCUCCACCUGGUGCUGACAAGAAGGCCGAGGCUGGCGCUGGAGCCGCUACAGAAUUUCAGUUUAGAGGAGGCUUCGGACGUGGUCGCGGACAGCAACCUCCACAAUGAUGCGGCUCUCAUUCUUUUGUCAAUAAAACAUAUUUGUGACAUAAUGA